AUGUCGCUUACAGUUCACUCGAGUGCCGAUCUGUCGAUUUCGUGCCGAUCUGUUGCAACACGAACACCACCGGAACCAUCCCCAAUUACAUAUACGCCACCACCAGCAGCAUCACAACAUACUUCUGAGAGACACCAUCAACCAUUGUAUCUUGGUGUUACCCCAAUUCUACGAGAGAUUGCUGCACUACCGAUAGUUGUUAGAACACCGACUUCUAGCAGAAAUCAGCCAUCUACAGACGAAGUACAAGAGACUCCGCGGCUUCCAUCAUCACAAAGAACCCAUCAUCAGGACAAUACUCCUGCACAACAUCCAACAUCUCCGCUAUCGCCACAACUUCAACAAUCACCAAUCAAUAACCGACCUACGGAUCCGCCACCACCUCCUCCAUCGCAACAGCAACAAUCAUCUUUAAAUUCCAACAGCUCAGAAACUACGCAGCAGAAUAUGGCUACUGUACCGUUCAGCGAACUCUAUAAGGACAUCCCAAAAUGCACAAGUGUAUCGGAGGCAUAA
Phlebotomus papatasi is the source of this 516-nucleotide messenger RNA. RefSeq names its product inactive histone-lysine N-methyltransferase 2E-like. The coding region runs from base 1 to 516 and encodes 171 amino acids. The record is from RefSeq and is a predicted model, not a curated record. NCBI's taxonomy places the organism in Eukaryota, Metazoa, Arthropoda, Insecta, Diptera, Psychodidae. The transcript has 3 exons.